UGACAUUCCCGCCGUGUCAUGUGACCGAACGACGUCCUCCAAGCUGCAGGCAACUUUCCCAAGCUGCGAAUCCCGAGCAACCGAACAUGGCGGACUACGAGGAGCAGCAGAGCCUGUUGGGAGAUGGGGACGAGGGCUCGUCCAGCGGGGGACAGACAGCCGGGGGGGCCGGGGGAGCCGGGGGAGCCGGUAGACCGAUGCUGGCCAUCUGCGACCCCAGCCACUUACUGCACCGAGUCAUUGUCCUGAUAUUCAUGUGCUUCUUGGGAUUCGGAAGCUACUUCUGUUAUGACAACCCGGCUGCACUUCAAACUCAAGUCCUCCAGGAUCUGAGCCUGAACACUAAAGACUUCAUGCAGCUGUAUGCCUGGUACUCCUGGCCCAACGUGGUUCUCUGCUUCUUUGGGGGAUUCCUGCUAGACAGGGUUUUUGGCAUCAGGCUGGGAACCAUCAUCUUUUCCCUGUUUGUCUGUGUUGGACAGGUCAUUUUUGCUACAGGAGCCUUGGUAAAUCAUUUCUGGCUAAUGGAAGUUGGACGUUUCAUAUUCGGUAUUGGAGGAGAGUCUCUGGCCGUGGCCCAGAACACCUAUGCAGUCAACUGGUUUAAAGGAAAGGAGCUUAAUCUGGUGUUUGGCCUUCAGCUGAGCAUGGCUCGCCUGGGCAGCACAGUGAACAUGAACAUCAUGGGCUGGGUGUACAGCAAAGUCUCAGACCUCGUUGGUUCUCCUGGACACACCGCACUGGGUGCAUCACUCAUGAUAGCUGCUGUAACCUGCCUGUUUUCACUAAUCUGUGCCUUGGUGUUGGGAUACCUUGACAAAAGAGCAGAGAAGAUCCUCCACAAGGAACAAGGCAAAACGGGUGAGGUGAUCAAGUUGACCGAUGUGAAGGACUUCCCCUUCCCCCUGUGGCUCAUCUUCAUCAUUUGCGUGGCCUACUAUGUUGCAAUCUUCCCCUUUAUUGGACUGGGACAGGUGUUCUUCAUUGAAAAAUUCAACUUCUCCCCGGCUGAAGCCAGAGCUGUCAACAGUAUUGUGUACAUCAUCUCAGCCCCUGCAUCUCCACUUCUGGGCUUCGUGGUUGAUAAAACCGGGAGGAAUGUGGUUUGGGUGAUGAUCGCCGUGGUCGCCACACUCGUUGCUCACAUGAUGCUGGCCUUCACCUUCUGGAACCCAUGGAUAGCCAUGUCCCUGCUGGGUGUCUCCUACUCCUUGCUGGCCUGCGCACUGUGGCCCAUGGUGGCCUUUGUGGUGCCGGAGCAUCAGCUCGGGACGGCUUACGGCUUCAUGCAGUCGAUCCAGAACCUGGGACUCGCUCUCGUUGCCAUGGCAGCCGGAGCCAUCCUAGACACCAGAGGAUACCUGUUUUUGGAAAUGUUUUUCUGCAUCUGCCUCUGCUUUGCGCUGAUGGCAGUGGUGAUGCUGUACCUGGUGAAUUAUCUCAGAGGAGGAGAAUUGAACCUGUCAGCCGCAGCAAGAGCCAAACUCCAGAAAGAAGCCACUUCAGACGCAGAGUGAUGACUGAUAUUUUCCAGAUGAUGAUGAUGAUGAGGGAGCACAUUUAGUCCUGGGCUUCAGAGCCAGCAUGCUGCACUCUCUACCCCAGAGCUGUCAAUCCACUGCCACGGGGCGGGACUGCACUACUGACUCCGUCCAGUGCUGUCACCUGUGACUCUUCCCAUCAGAACUGACUGUCUGGCCCCGGCUAUUACAUAACCAGCCCUGUAUAAUAGCGUAUUAUGUCCCUAUCAGGAUACUGACAAAUGAAACCGUCUGGACGAGACAGUUCCUCUCUGACCUUUCACACUGACUUCAUCUCCUCCAAUAGUCAGUCUCCACUUACUCCUGUGUGCGUCAAAACUUCAGCCUGACGUUUACUCAGUUCCUGAAGAACGUUAAGACGCUUUGAACUUUUUUCAAACAUUUUAAAUGUUCAGCAAAAGAUAAGACUAAUAUCCUGUGGAAAGGUAGCUAUAUAUGAUAUAUAGUGCUUCAUUCUAUUACAUGCGGGUGCAAGCCAUAAAAUAGGAUUCCUAUUUGGAUUCACUUGCUUCAAAUGUAUAUAGGGUAACGUUGUGGAUGUCUUUUUCAAAGUAAUUUUUUUAUGUUACUUUUUAUUACAAGUGUUUUCAGAAGGACGCUGUUACUUGCCUUAUGGUAGACAACUCAACAGUUAAAUUACGUACUGUACGUAUCAGUAGUCAGCAUUCACAGUAACUGCAGACCAAAAUCCUCCUUACUGGACAUUCCUUAGUGAGUUCAUGUUCAAUUUUAAUCAUAUGCUUCAUUGACCUUUUAUGGUGCAUAAUCUCAAAAAGAGCAUAGCUCUUUGUUUAAAUCUUUAAUGCUCUGUUCUUUUAUUUCUUUAUCCGCUCUUUGCUGGUUUCAGAGGUUGAUAAAGAGUUAUUUUCUGUUGCAUCAUCAAAUGGCACAGUAUUAUAAUCCUUAAGAUAAGAAAAAGAGACACGCACUUUGAAAUGCAUUUACCCGUGUAAUCAAAACACUUUAAACUUUUCACAAACUGUUUUAUUAAUGCGACCUUUUAAAGAAUCAGUUCCACUCAUGAAUAAUGUUUUAUUGACUGUGUUUUGCUCGUUUAUCAAGCUCAGGUAAUGAACUUCUUGAAAGCACUGCCCCCAAAAUGUUGCUUCCUUAGUCUGAAUGGGACAAAAUAUUCCGACACUCUGUUUAACUCUCACCAUUUAAGUAGUAUGGAGAGAGCUGUAUCGCCAUGUGUUGUUGCAGACUGGCUAAUAUACAGACACUACCUCAGUGGGGCAAAUAAGACAUCAAAAAUAUGAAGAGUAGCUCUUACUCCGCAGCUCUGUGGAGAUAGGUCUGGCCUUAACACCCCCUCAUGAUUUUUAUCACUUUCCACAGUUCCAACUUCCUGUUUUUCUGCAGUGAUGUACAGUACAAGCGUACUCUAGGGUGUUUCCGAAUGGUGACAGGUGCAGAAGGGCACGUGUGGUUAGAAGUGAAACAGACUUGGAACUUUCAACCAGAGAGAGUUAGAACUCUGGUGUUAGGUUAUUCUUUUAAAGCCCAACACAUGUAAUAAAACAGGCAGUAGCAUGAAGUUAAAAUGUUGUGAUUGCACAUUACAGUGACCACAGUGUCAUACAGCCAGCAACCUGUGGCUCAUUUGCGCUAUGCUGUAGAGACAGCAGGGCGCUCUUUGCUUAAGUGAGAAUAUUUGUGUUCACUGUUAUUGAGCUGUGUACAAGAAAUGAUAUGAUUGAGAAAGUAAAGAGGAUCCAUUGUACAAUCAAAGGCAGUGAGAUUGCAAAAGCACUAC
Etheostoma cragini (Arkansas darter) is the source of this 3297-nucleotide messenger RNA. It is a transcript of the gene mfsd1, whose product is annotated as major facilitator superfamily domain containing 1. The coding region runs from base 87 to 1517 and encodes 476 amino acids. The transcript has 16 exons. Gene Ontology annotation, cellular component: lysosome. Lineage: Eukaryota; Metazoa; Chordata; Actinopteri; Perciformes; Percidae. Gene Ontology annotation, molecular function: transmembrane transporter activity. Gene Ontology annotation, biological process: transmembrane transport. The record is from RefSeq and is a predicted model, not a curated record.